This is a messenger RNA of Olea europaea var. sylvestris, 6219 nucleotides long. Its product is annotated as methyl-CpG-binding domain-containing protein 9-like. Gene Ontology annotation, cellular component: nucleus. The coding region runs from base 430 to 5886 and encodes 1818 amino acids. Gene Ontology annotation, molecular function: protein binding. The record is from RefSeq and is a predicted model, not a curated record. The transcript is spliced from 11 exons. NCBI's taxonomy places the organism in Eukaryota, Viridiplantae, Streptophyta, Magnoliopsida, Lamiales, Oleaceae.
UCUUCCCAUUUUCCAAAGCCCGUCACAAAAGCCCCAAUUACUCCACAAAACAAGAAUAAAUUAGUCAUUCCAUCCGCCAUUGCCGAAAUAUAACUACCCACCACCAUUUUCCCUUUCACCAUUCUCAAGAAACCCAGCUCUCUCCACCUCACCCCACUUCACAGUAUCCACGCCACCCCCUCAUUUUCUCCGUUUUUUGGUUCAAAAAUACAAAAUUUUCUUUCCCCCACUGCUUUCUUUGGGUAGGUGACAUCCCCUUUUCUGUCCGAUCAACGUAUCGCAGCGGUGAUUUUUUGCCAUUUUGAUAAAAUUCCCAAAAGACCCUAUUUUUUUGGCCAAUAAAAUUCAUCUUGUAUAGAGUGUAUCGCAUUUUUGGUAGAGUGCUAAUGUUGAGAGUUUUUUGUGAUAAUUUUUUGAAAGUAUUUGGAAAUGGAAAGUGAAAGAGGUGUUGCAAAUGUGAACACGUGGCCUCAACUAGAUCUGAACGAGGUUCCGAUUUCGUAUCCUGCUGAAGCCCAACAAAUAAUGAUUCCGGUACCGGCGGUGGAGGCGUCGGUAAGUGGUGUUUCAGUGUGCUCUGUUUGUGGGAUUCCGGCCGGGAGGCACACGGUGCAGCCGCAGCAGGAUUGGAGGUGUUUCCAUUGCUUGCUAAAAAAUGGCGGGAGUGGAAGUGGAGGAGGGGACGCAGCUGUUGGCGGCGGAGGGGCCGUCAACAUCAAUGCUUCGCUCCCACGCGAGGUGGAGACCCAGAGGAAGCGAAAUUUGGUGGACCUGACUGCUGACGUGGCGGUUCUGGUGAGGCGGGACCCACAAGUGGAUCACGGUGGCAGUAGCAAAAUACAAGCUACGCUCUUUACUUCUCCUUCCAGCCAUUGUACCACAGUUACACAGUCAGAUUGUUUAUAUGCUGAUAAUGAGAAUAAUCUUAGGAAGACCUCAUGUUUCGUGACAAACACUGCUAUAUCAGGUUUUAAAGAUACUUCGUAUCAUGGGGGACCAACAUUUGAUGGGAGGCUUAGGACUAGUAAUUAUAUUGGAACUGAAUAUUCUCCUCAGAGUUCAAACAUUGCAUAUCUGCAGUCUCUGAGAGCGUAUAUUUCUGAAAGGAAAGGUGUUUUGGGAGAAGGUUGGUGUGUGGAAUUAGAUUAUGAUGAAGAAAUUUGCACGACCUCUGCCAUCUAUAUUGCCCCAGAUGGAACUAGGAUCAAAUCAAAGGAGGAUGUUGCUCACCAUUUAGGGUUAUCGUUAAAAUGUCCUUGUGUGGAGAAUGAGAGUGGAAGUAAUGGAUUUGGUGUUCAAAAUGAAUUGCAAAAUGAUCAAGUGAAGGAGACCUCCAGAUUUCUGACUGUUGGAAACAGUAGACAAAGACAAAGCACUCCAAGGAGCGCCAAUGGGCAGGGUUUUUUGUCCAGUUCAGGGACCGUAGAUGGUCCAGAUAACCGAGGAGAUGGCUUCCCAAUUCAGUUUCAAGAUUUUUUUCUUAUAUCGGCUGGAAAUAUUGACUCACGGCCAUCAUACCAUGACACUAACCAGAUCUGGCCCGUUGGUUACCGAUCGAGCUGGCAUGAUAAAAUUACUGGAUCCUUUUUUGUAUGUGACGUUGAAGAUGGUGGCGAGUCUGGCCCCGCAAGCCUACAAACAGUUGGAAGUGGGUUCCUCCUGGCAAAGAGGAAGAGCAAUUUACUAGGUGACCCAGAAUCUGACUAUUCCUCCAGAAAUUACAAGAGACCUAAGUUGCAGACACAAUACUCACGAAGGGAUCCCUGCCCUCCUGGAAAACCACUGAGCUCAAAGCUUGCUGCAUACUUGAUUGGAGAUGCUCUUCAGGUUUGGGAGCUCGCGUGGCAUUUCUUAGAUGUUCUGGGGCUAGGAAGACCUUUUUCUUUUCAGGAACUUGAAUCUGAACUAAUAAUUCCUUGGUUAGACAGUUAUCCUACACAAAAUUCUGGAUAUAAAAAUCUGGACAAUGGAGAUGUGGUGGGUUUUCCAGCUAGAGUUGCCUGUCUCAGCAGAUGUACUGGUUUAAUUUUGGCCAGGAUUCAUGGCUCACUGCUGAAUCUGCUCGUUCCAGAGCUUCUGUCUAAGGUGGCAGUACAUGUAUGUCCUAAUUCUGAUUCGGGAGAAUACAAAUCAAGAAAAGGAAGGAAGAAAGAUAUUGAUUGCUUAGCUGCUCUAAAAGAAGCAAAGCUCAAUAUGCUGCCUGUCAAUGAACUAACUUGGCCUGAAAUUGCUCGUAGAUACAUUUUGGCUGUUUUGUCAAUGGAGGGCAAUCUGGAUUCUACAGAAAUAGCAAGCCGUGAGAGUGGAAAAGUCUUCCAUUGCCUACGAGGUGAUGGCGGAACACUUUGUGGGUCCCUUACCGGCAUAGCUGCAUUGGAGGCCGAUGCAGUGAUUCUUGCAGAUGCUAUGGAGCAAAUAUUUGGGUCAUUGAAGGGUAAGAGUGAGGUUGUUAGCAUAUUUGUGAAAGAGUCCGAUACAAGAAGUGAUACUCAAACUAUUGAGGCGGCUGAGGGUGUAUACCCCGAGUGGGCAGAAGUGCUUGAACCUGUAAGAAAGCUGCCCACAAAUGUUGGAGCUCGGAUAAAAAAGUGUAUACUUGAAGCUUUAGAGAGAAAGCCACCUGAAUCAGUUAGGAAGAUAUUGGAGCAUUCUAUCAGCAAGGAAGUUUACAAGGGUAAUGCAUCCGGGCCCACCAAGAGAGCAGUUAUCUUAGUGUUGGCAAAUGUGAGCCGGGAAAUUCCACGGCCAAAGGCUCAGAAGAAAGAAAAAGGAAGGAUUACUAUCAAUCUCUCUGAUCUGAUCAUGAAACAAUGCCGUAUAGUGCUACGGCGUGCUGCUUCUGCAGAUAAAGAUAGAGUUUUCUGCAAUUUGUUAGGGAGAACAUUUCUACGUCCUAAUGAUAAUGAUGACGAGGGACUUCUUGGAUACCCUGCAAUGGUAUCUCGUCCUUUAGACUUCAGGACUAUUGAUUUGAGAUUGGCUGGUGGGGCCUACGGUGAAUCACAUGAAGCUUUUAUUGACGAUGUUCGAGAGGUUUGUAAUAAUAUACGCACUGCAUAUGGAGACCGAUCUGAUUUGAUUGGUGUAGCUGAAAAAUUGUCCCAACAGUUUGAAGACCUGUAUGAGAAAGAGGUUAUUACCCUUGUCCAUAAAAUUGCUGAGUUUGCAGAUCUUGAUAGUUCAAGUGGUGAAGCUACGAAGGGGAGAGAUGACUUUCUUGCCAGUAUAUAUGAAAUCUCACUUCCUAGGGCUCCUUGGGAUGGAGGAAUUUGUAAGGUGUGCGGCAUGGACAGAGAUGAUGACAAUGUCCUAUUGUGUGAUAAAUGUGAUUCUGAGUAUCAUCGAUAUUGCUUGAGUCCUCCACUUACAAAAAUUCCGGAAGGAAACUGGUAUUGCCCUUCUUGUGUUGGUAAAACAAUUUCUGGAAGUGCAGCCCAUAGUUCUGCUGUAAAUCAAUGUGGGAAAAGAAAAAAUCGGGGAGAGUUCAUGCAUAAGUUUUUGGAAUCAAUGACGAUUUUAGUAAACCUGCUUGAGACAAAAGAAUAUUGGGAGUUUACAGUGGAUGAGAGAGUUCUCCUUUUGAAAUUCUUGUUUGAUGAGGUGUUGAAUUCAGCUACCAUUCACGACCACAUCGAUCAACAUGCCUCCCGGACAUCUGAAUUGCAGCAAAAACUUCGCUUCCUUUCUUCUGAAUUGAAAACUCUGCAAUCCAAGGAAGAGCCAUUUGCUGCAAAUUUAGAGAGAGAAAAUUCUAGCAUCUCAUCCUUCUCUGGUCAUUUUUCUCAGCCGGAGAAUCUAUUACAGCUCGAUGGACAAAGUGAUUACAAUAAAGAGCCUCGUUGGCCUCCUUCGAGAAGCAAUCUGGUUAAACAUUGUGCCAGCAGUAGUAAUCAAGCUGUAAAUGUUUCUGAUGGAGUGGACCAAUUACAAUAUCAGCAGUGUGCAGUGGUUCAAAGUCAACAGAAAAACAUCUUCCCCCUUUUGCAUCUACCUCAAGGAGACAGUUGCUUGAACGAGUUACCGGUGUCUACUGAACAACGGAGUUCCUUUCUAUCUGCUGGUCAGUCGACACCCAGCAGCCAUAUGUUCGAGCAUGCCCAUUCUGCAAAUGAUUACAAAAAUGACAUUUCUGGUUUGCAGACCUCAAUUGCUUCUACAGAAUCGGAGCUUCUCAAGGUAUCUCUUAGGAAGGAUUUAUUGGGACGAGAUUCUAAUGGCAGGGUUUAUUGGGUAUUAUGCUGGCCAGAUACUCGUCCAAGGAUUGUAGCUAAUGGGAGCUUGACUUCCAAAAAGAGGAGUCCUGAAGAGUUCAUUGGGGUUCCUAAUUCUUCUACAUGGAUGUCCUAUGAGUCUGAGUCCGAAAUUGAGAAACUACUAAGUUGGCUGCAAGAAAGCAAUGAGAGAGAGAGAGAUCUAAAAGAUUCUAUAUUGCAGUGGCUAUGUACAAAACCCGAAGAUUCGUUUUAUGCUGAGAAUCACAUUUUUAACAAACAUGAAUCAUUUUCUUCAAUUCACUCUGAAGGGAGAAAAACUAUACUGGCUACAAAUGCCAUGAAUGCUUUGAAGAAGAAAUUUGGUCCUUGCUUAGAGAAUAAGACCACCAUUGGCAUCCAUAAAAAUCUUGGUUCUGAAGUAAAUCAGAAUGGCAUGAUGUAUAGAUGCGAGUGCCUGGAGCUUUUGUGGCCUUCUAAAGAACAUUGUCCCUCUUGUCAUCAGAGUUUUUCAAUGGGUAAGGAAUUAAGCCAGCAUUCCAUUGAAAAUUGCAGAACUGAGGGGUCUACUUCUAAGAAAAGCCCAACAGAAGAUGCCUCAAAGAACAAAAAGUCGAGGAAUGCAUCACCUCAGGGGACAUGCUCUGCCGUAACGGGAAUUAUUCAAAGAUCUGUAAUUGAGAAGCCCAGGGAUGGAUUAAGUUCCGUUGAGCCAGAAUGUCCAUUUAAUUAUGAGGAUAUCAAAGCCAGGUUUAUCAUUCAAUCCCCAAUCAAGGAAAGGAUAAAGGACAUCGGACUUAUAGGGUCUGGUGGUAUUCCAUCCUUUCUACCAGGCGAGUUUCCUCAUCCCAGUGAUCCUGCACUAGUAUUGGGCUAUAUGAGGGAAAACGAGGUUAGUGCAGGAGAAAUCCGGACGGAUUCCAUAAAUCGGCUGCAGGAAUCUGGUAAUGAUCCCCGUACCAUUGAUUCCUUGAACAAAAACGAGAAAUUAAAUAAUUUGUCAAGAUGUGCAGAAAAGGUUAUGGGCAAGGAGGGAUCUGAAGUUGACAAACAAAAAUCUAUUUCUCUUAGCGAAGGGGAUCAGGUUUUACAAAUGACGGAUAAGAAUCUAGUACUUUCGCUGUCCAAAAGAUGUAUCAUUCCGGAUUCUCCACGGAGACCUUUAGUCGGCAGAGCUUCUGAAAUCCUACAGAUUCUUAAGAUCAGCUUGCUUGAUAUGGAUGCUGCUCUGCCUGAAGGCGCUCUAAGAAUUUCAAGGUCAAAUCACAAUAGGAGAUGUACAUGGCGCAGAUUUGUUAAAUCUGCAAAUACAAUUUACGAGAUGAUUCAAGCCAUAAUCACACUUGAGGAAACUAUUAAAAGUGAGUACCUGAGAAGUGAUUGGUGGUAUUGGUCAUCACCUUCAACAGCAGCUAAAGUCUCCACUCUUUCUGCUCUUGCUCUACGCAUUCAUGCUCUCGAUUCAGUUAUAUCUUAUGAAAAACCUGUUUCCGAUGGGACUACAAAAAAUCCGAUAUCAGAAUCUGCACUGAACAAGGAAGCUUCAAUCCCAACAAAUCUGGUAAACUCUACCAGUCCACCAGGGCAAAAGACCCUUGAGUCAAAUCCUGUCAAGAAUCCAAGAUCCAGAAGGAAAACAAGCAAGCGGAGGAAUGAUCGAGGUGGUCAAAAUUGAGCGCACACAUUCUUGACAGUGAUGUUCUAGAUCUCGAUAGCUGAUAGAGGAUCCCUGGAGAAUGGAGAAAAGAACUUACCGCUGUUAUAUGGCCAGCAGCGUGUAUGGUGAUGUAUUUGUAUGGAACAGAACCUUGAAGGAAUGCAUGGCAAAGAUCGAAAUUUUGCUCUUCUAAAAAACAGCAUACAGAAAGACAGUGUAUGUAUGUAUAUUGAGAACCUCAGCAGUAGUAUAGCAUGGAUGUAUGUUGUGAACUUUUCAACUCAAAUAUCCAACAAGAAAAUUGCUUAAUCAUUUUUUCUGGGUUUUCAUAAUAUUCAUGCUUGCUGCUAA